CGGACCACUACCUAUAUCAUAUCUGACAGCUAUCGUAGUGAGCCCCUGGUCGUCGUAGCCAUACGACGUCAAUCAUGGAAGAGCCUUUCAGUCUUGACCUUGUCUUUGACCCAGAUACUCUCGAGACGAUCGAAGAGAGCCCCGUUGCCUAUGUGACGCAAGCCUUCUACCGUCAAGACGAGUCUCACAGGCCCAUCGCUAUCAAAAGCGCGUCAAUACAACCACACUUCUCGAAGAAACCCCAUGAUAUCGCAAAGGAGCUCAGACUUUUGCGGAAACUGUCUCACGCCAAUGUCAUCCAUGUGCUCGGACAUGGCUUUGAGCAAGCCACAAGCUCGCUCCAUUUUUGGAUGCCGUUUAUACCGUACAAGCUCAGAGACUUACUGGACUCGCCUUCAUUCAGCUCGUAUCCUUCGCCCGGCAAUCCAACCCAAGAGCAUGAUGCAAUAUCAUUCCCCAUCCUUGCGAAGUCGCUCAUAUAUCAGAUCAUACGCGCAGUGACAUACCUGCACGAGCAACGCAUCGCUCACCGUGACAUCAAACCGGGGAAUGUCCUGGUUGACGAACAAGGGAUCGUCAAGCUCAUUGAUUUCGGGAUCGCAUGGGCAGAUCCUGAGGUCCAUAACCGCGUGAACGAUCUGUGGCCAGAGCAGGCCAAUAACAUGUGCUUCGACGUCGCGACAGGGCCGUAUCGUGCUCCCGAACUCUUGUUCGGGGCUUCGUCAUACGAUCCCUACACCACAGACCUUUGGAGCCUCGGUACUACAUGCGCAGAAUUCUUCACGCCGCUGAGGAUGCAGAGCCGAUACGAGGAUGAGGAGGAUCUGGAACUCGACUCGGACGAAGAGAGCCUGAACGCACCUUUUAUCGUACCCAAGUCACUCGCGGUUGAUGACCCAGACGCUGAAUGGAGGCGAGACUCGCUUUUUGACGCAUCGCGAGGAUCUAUCGGCCUCGCUUGGAGUAUCUUCAAAACUAGGGGCACCCCGACAGAGUCCUCAUGGCCGGACUUCGGCCUCCUCCCAGACGCCAAUAAGAUCUCUUUCCAAGUAGUACCCAAGCAAGAUCUGCGAACAUUGCUGCCAAACUUGCCUCCCACAACGACCCCGGCACACUCAGACAAGCGGGACUGCGUGGACCUGAUCGACAGGCUCCUAACUUACCAGCCGUCGAUGCGGUUGAGUGCAGCUAAUGCUCUCCGUCAUCCAUGGUUCACCGAGGCGGCCCCCCUUCUCGUCCCGCUAGGGUACACGGUGGCAUCGGAGGAUGCCCAGCGCGUGGAGACGUGGGAGGGGAAGACAUUGGUGGACCUGUUGCUGUCAAAGCUUCAACCAUCACGCGCGCCUGUGUACAACAGAGAAGAUUGA
Fomitopsis serialis is the source of this 1367-nucleotide messenger RNA. Its product is annotated as kinase-like protein. The transcript is spliced from 6 exons. The coding region runs from base 75 to 1367 and encodes 430 amino acids. Gene Ontology annotation, biological process: protein phosphorylation. The record is from RefSeq and is a predicted model, not a curated record. Gene Ontology annotation, cellular component: nucleus. NCBI's taxonomy places the organism in Eukaryota, Fungi, Basidiomycota, Agaricomycetes, Polyporales, Fomitopsidaceae. Gene Ontology annotation, molecular function: cyclin-dependent protein serine/threonine kinase activity; ATP binding.